AUGGCACCCGUUGCCCCCGACGGCGUGGCUAUCCAGCCUCACAAGACCAAGGGCCGCGCUCUGCACACCACCAAGACGGUCGCUGCCGGCGACGUCAUCGCCGUCUUCACGCCGCUGCUUCUCCUCCCCUCGCUCUCGCACCUCACCACCGUCUGCUCCUUUUGCCUGCGCGCCGGCACGCCGCGGCCGUGCUCGCGCUGCCGCGCCGCCUACUACUGCGACGCGCGGUGCCAGGCGGCCGCGUGGUCGGGCGGGCACAGCCUCGAGUGCGCGGCGCUGGUCCGCGCCGUCAAAUCGUCCAAGAAGCGGCGCGAGAUCCCCACGCCGGUACGGGCGCUGGUCAAGGUGCUUCUGAGCUGUGGACAGCCAGAGGACCUGAGCAAGAACAUGGACGGUUUGGAGGGCCAUGUCGCGGAGAGAAGGCGGGAGCCGGGGUGGGCGGACAUGGAGAUGAUGGCCAUGGGAGGCUGUGCGUUUGCGGGGAGGGAGACGAGCGAGGAAUCAGUACGCCAGGCUGUUGAGAUUUUAUGCAAACUUCAAACAAAUGCUUUUCACAGAUUCGACGCCGACUUGGGGCAUGUAGGCAUCUUCCUCGAGCCUACACUAGCCAUGGCCAACCACUCCUGCCUCCCCAACGCCUUUGUUCAAUUCGUAGGGAGAGCCGCUGUUUUGCGCGCAGAGUCUCGCAUUCAAAAAGGUGACGAGAUUGAAAUCUCCUAUACAGACUAUACAAGCUCCCUCGGCAAGCGCAAAGCCGCGCUCGCGCCCUACAAUUUCGAAUGCCGCUGCCGACGCUGCACUCAGGACCUCUGCGUCUACCAGGCUAGCGCGCACUAUCGCGACUACAUGCUCAAUGAAGACAGCAUCCUCGGUGACGGCACCAAGCUGCAGACGCACCCGGCCGUCAGCACGCCCGCCAAGCAAGCAAUCGCCCGCGCCGCCGCGGCGCUACACUUCCAGCCCAUGCCCGCCGCUCUCGCUGAGCGGCGUCCCGUCUUGGCGAAGCAGCUAUCCGACUGCAAGAGCCUCGUCGCGGCCGAGCUGUGGGCCGUGACGCCGCUCCCGCAGACACUCACAGAACUGGCCAUUUACUACGCUGAGAAGCAAGACUACGCGUGCGCGCUGGCCGUGGCGGCGUUAAUUACGCGCGACUGCGAUCCGUACCGCUUUCCAGCGCCGUUUCAUCCCGUGCGCGCCAAAAACAUCUUCAUGAUGGCCAAGCUGCUCUCCAACACGGCCGCCGAGACAGCGCUAGCGGAGCAGCAAGGGGGUGGGACGGUGCAGAUUUCCGCGCGGGACAUGGAAAAGGCCGACGUGGGGAGGAGGUUGCGGGAUGCUCUGCGCGACAUUGACCAGGUGUCGCUGGCGCAGAUGCUGCUGUUCAUGGUGCUGGACACGGCGCCGGCGCCGCACCUCGCGGCGUGGGAGCUGGCGCAGCAGGCGCGCGAGGUCCUGGCGGGCAUCGCGGAGCUCAAAGGUCGGGAGAAGGAGCUGAGUCUGAUUGGACUGUGGCGCAAAGAUCCCCAGAGCGACAGAGCGCAGGCGUUCUUUGAGUAUGGCGUCGGGCAGCAGGUUGAUAUACUGGCGGACCUGGGGCGGGAGGUGCUCAGGGAAGAUUUUGGCCUGUAG
Messenger RNA from Beauveria bassiana ARSEF 2860, 1629 nucleotides. Its product is annotated as MYND finger protein. Bases 1 to 1629 code for a protein of 542 amino acids. Gene Ontology annotation, cellular component: nucleus. Gene Ontology annotation, molecular function: protein binding. The transcript has 3 exons. NCBI's taxonomy places the organism in Eukaryota, Fungi, Ascomycota, Sordariomycetes, Hypocreales, Cordycipitaceae. The record is from RefSeq and is a predicted model, not a curated record.